Cetraspora pellucida is the source of this 377-nucleotide messenger RNA. NCBI's taxonomy places the organism in Eukaryota, Fungi, Glomeromycota, Glomeromycetes, Diversisporales, Gigasporaceae. The record is from the annotation of a GenBank genome assembly.
CAUUUAAGAAUCAACAAGGCUAUCACAAGCAUCAAAAAGAUAUUCAUACUUCUAAAAUUAACAACAAAAAUUCUAAAGAUGAAUUAGUUAAUAACUGUUUUCGUUAUCUUUGUCCUAACAAAACAUAUAAAAAUCAACAAGGAUUAAGCCAUUAUGAAACAAUCAUUUACUAUAAUUAUAAUAUACCACCAAAACAUAUAACUCAAUUACUACAAGAAGCUUUAGAUGAAUUCAAAAAUAUAUUAAUCUAUACUAUUCAAAAACAAUUAAAAAAUAACAUAAAGAAUGUAGAAUUACAAUCUGUAAAAUUUCCAUGUUUGGAAAGUCAAUUUGUUGAAAUUUUUGGUAACUAUCUUACAAGAUAUUCUUCAAGUUAA